CGAAAUCUCGGCCGACGGCGUCCUCAAGACGACACAACUCCCCGUUUCUCCCGCAGCCAAUUCUCCUGCUCUCGCAAGCGGAAACCGAACAAGCCUUCCAUCGUCAAAAUGGCUCACGAUAACGUCUGGAACUCGCGCCCGCGCAACUACGGCAAGGGCUCCCGCUCUUGCCGCGUCUGCAACCACACUGCCGGUCUGAUCCGCAAGUACGGCCUCAACAUCUGCCGUCAGUGCUUCCGCGAGAAGGCCGCCGACAUUGGCUUCGUCAAGUACCGGUAAACGAACGACCGAAACAAACGAUGGCAGCCAGGGGUUGAGUCGAGGGGGGAUUGAGACGCGAGGUGUGUGGAUGGGUUGAGAAGCGGACCGGCGGCGUCUCUAUGACGCCAAAAAACGAUUCCAACAGGCCGGCGCCAAGGCAUGUGUUGUUCUUGCUUGGGUUGCUCGGGAACGGAAGGAGCCGGAGCUGGGGGCCAGGGCCAUAUGCGGACUUAGAGGAAGCACUGCGGGCUUUUACCCCCAAGUUCACCGGGCUAUGGAGUUCACACGGCGGGGUUUCUUGCUUGCACGAGUCGCGCCGGCAAAGGGGAAAUACCAAUUCGGAAUGAAUCCUACGCACUCAUCCACCCGUGUAAUCUUGCCCGCCACUGGCCGCUGCUAUCCUGUUCGUUGCUGGGGAAUCGACACGGUUG
This is a messenger RNA of Thermothielavioides terrestris NRRL 8126, 692 nucleotides long. Its product is annotated as 40S ribosomal protein S29. The record is from RefSeq and is a predicted model, not a curated record. The transcript is spliced from 3 exons. Gene Ontology annotation, biological process: translation. Gene Ontology annotation, molecular function: structural constituent of ribosome; zinc ion binding. Gene Ontology annotation, cellular component: ribosome; cytosolic small ribosomal subunit. Bases 109 to 279 code for a protein of 56 amino acids. Lineage: Eukaryota; Fungi; Ascomycota; Sordariomycetes; Sordariales; Chaetomiaceae.